AUGGCGGCGCAGCGCGACCCGCUGAGCGGGUACCUGCCCCAGCCGCUCUCCGACCCGGGCUCCAACAGCGAGCGCAGCGCCGACUCGCCCGCGCCCGGUUCCGAGGAGGACUCGGCCGGGCCGCCGCGGCCCCUGCACAGCCCCGAGUGGGGCGAGGAGCGAUUCCGGGUGGACAGGAAGAAACUGGAGGCCAUGCUCCAAGCUGCUGCAGAGGGCAAAGGGAAAAGUGGGGAAGACUUUUUUCAGAAGAUUAUGGAAGAAACAAAUACACAGAUUGCUUGGCCAUCAAAGCUGAAGAUUGGAGCAAAAUCGAAAAAAGAUCCCCAUAUUAAAGUUUCUGGAAAAAAAGAAAACGUUAAAGAAGCGAAAGAGAAAAUCAUGUCUGUCUUGGACACAAAAAGCAAUCGGGUAACCUUGAAGAUGGAUGUUUCACAUACAGAACAUUCUCAUGUGAUAGGUAAAGGUGGCAAUAAUAUUAAAAAAGUGAUGGAGGAAACGGGAUGCCAUAUCCAUUUUCCAGACUCAAAUAGGAACAACCAAGCAGAGAAAAGCAACCAAGUGUCUAUUGCAGGACAGCCAGCUGGAGUGGAGUCUGCAAGAGUCAGAAUUCGGGAGCUGCUUCCAUUGGUACUCAUGUUUGAAUUGCCUAUUGCUGGAAUUCUCCAACCCAUCCCAGAUCCUAAUUCUCCGACCAUUCAGCACGUAUGUCAGACGUACAACAUUUCAGUUUCCUUCAAACAACGCUCUCGAAUGUAUGGUGCUACAGUCAUUGUCAGAGGGUCGCAAAACAACACUAGUGCUGUGAAGGAAGGAACAGCCAUGCUCUUGGAACACCUGGCUGGGAGCCUGGCCUCUGCAAUCCCUGUGAGCACACAGCUCGACAUCGCAGCGCAGCAUCAUCUCUUUAUGAUGGGUCGAAAUGGCAGCAACAUCAAACAUAUCAUGCAGAGGACUGGUGCUCAGAUCCACUUCCCUGACCCUAGUAACCCACAAAAGAAAUCCACUGUCUACCUCCAGGGCACAAUUGAGUCUGUCUGUCUUGCCAGGCAAUAUCUCAUGGGUUGCCUUCCCCUCGUGCUCAUGUUUGAUAUGAAGGAAGAAAUUGAAGUAGAACCACAGUUUAUAACACAGCUAAUGGAGCAGUUAGAUGUCUUCAUAAGCAUUAAGCCUAAGCCAAAACAACCAAGCAAGUCUGUGAUUGUAAAAAGUGUUGAACGAAAUGCCUUAAAUAUGUACGAGGCACGGAAAUGUCUCUUGGGACUUGAAAGUAGCGGAGUCACCAUAGUAUCAAAUCCCUCUACUGUCUCAUGCCCUGUUGGUCUGUCUUGUCCUGGUUUGGAUAUUUUGUCCUCAGCAGGACUAGGACUCACUGGGCUCGGCCUUUUAGGUCCAACAGCCCUGUCAGUCAACACCUCAACUACUCCAAACUCUCUGUUGAAUGCCCUUAAUAGCUCUGUGAGCCCUUUGCAGAGUCCAAGUUCAGGCACGCCCAGUCCCACAUUGUGGGCAACAUCCCUUGCUAACACAAACACCACAGGUUUUUCUGCUAUUCCACACCUAAUGAUACCAUCUACUGCCCAAGCAACCUUAACUAGCAUUCUCCUGUCUGGAGUGCCUCAUUAUGGUCAAAAUGCUCCUUCCCCACCACCAGGCUUGACUCCUGUUGAAGUCCACGUUAAUGGCAUGCAAUCAGAAAGCAAAAAAGGUUCACCUUCUUUAAAUGGUCACGUAAAGGCCUCAAAUAUCAAGUAUGCUGCACUGUCUGCCACAUCGCUGGGAGAAACCGUGUUGAGCACAAACCACAGUGAUGGAGUAAGGCAAACAAGUCCUCAUGGUGCCUCAGAACAAGUAGCUGCCAAGGCAAAUAGUGAAGAAGGUUGCAAUGAUGCUUUUGUAGAAGUGGGUAUGCCUCGGAGUCCGUCCCACUCAGCAAACACCAGUGACCUGAAGCAGAUGAUGAGCUCUUCCAAGCAGGCCUGUGCCAAGAGACAAACGGUGGAAUUACUGCAAGGCACCAAGAAUUCCCACUUACACAGCGCGGAGCGGCUGCUCUCGGAGGCAGAGCUGGGAGCCCCGGAGAGCCCCGUGGCUGAUAAGAAGGCCCCGGGCAGCGAGCGGGCGGCCGAGCGAGCGGCAGCCCAGCAGAACUCGGAGAGAGCGCGUCUGGCCCCGCAGCCCUCCUUUGUAAAUAUGCAGGCAUUUGACUAUGAACAGAAGAAACUACUGGCAACCAAAGCUAUGUUAAAGAAGCCAGUUGUAACAGAAGUGAGAACUCCAACAAAUACAUGGAGUGGUUUGGGGUUCUCUAAAUCAAUGCCUGCAGAAACUAUCAAGGAACUAAGAAGAGCGAAUCAUGUGUCGUACAAGCCUUCCAUGACAACCACAUAUGAGGGUUCAUCCAUGUCUCUGUCUCGGUCCAGCAGUCGGGAGCACCUGGGAAGUGGCAGUGAAUCUGAUAACUGGAGAGACCGGAAUGGGCUUGGACCCACUGCUCAUGAUUUUGUCUCCUCAAUUGGCAGCCCCAAAAGGAAACAAAACAAAUCAGCUGAGCACUAUCUCAGUAGCAGUAACUACAUGGACUGCAUUUCCUCGCUGACAGGAAGCAAUGGCUGUAGCCUCAACAGUUUGUUUAAGGGAUCUGAUCUGCCUGAACUCUUCAGCAAGCUUGGUCUGGGCAAAUACACAGAUGUAUUCCAGCAGCAAGAGAUUGAUCUGCAGACAUUCCUCACUCUUACUGAUCAAGAUUUGAAAGAGUUGGGAAUUACGACUUUUGGUGCCAGAAGAAAAAUGCUGCUUGCAAUUUCAGAACUGAACAAAAACCGAAGAAAGCUCUUUGACCCAUCAAACAUCCGUGCCUCGUUCCUGGAAGGUGGAGCCAGCGGGAGACUGCCGCGCCAGUAUCACUCGGACAUUGCCAGUGUCAGCGGGCGCUGGUAG
Molecule: messenger RNA, 2937 nt
Organism: Cinclus cinclus
Lineage: Eukaryota; Metazoa; Chordata; Aves; Passeriformes; Cinclidae
Gene: BICC1
Product: BicC family RNA binding protein 1
Exons: 21
Coding region: 1-2937 (978 amino acids)
Cellular component (GO): cytoplasm
Molecular function (GO): protein binding; RNA binding
Source: RefSeq, a predicted model, not a curated record